Molecule: messenger RNA, 4347 nt
Organism: Oncorhynchus nerka (sockeye salmon)
Lineage: Eukaryota; Metazoa; Chordata; Actinopteri; Salmoniformes; Salmonidae
Product: ubiquitin-conjugating enzyme E2 R2-like
Exons: 6
Coding region: 648-1436 (262 amino acids)
Biological process (GO): ubiquitin-dependent protein catabolic process; protein polyubiquitination
Molecular function (GO): ubiquitin conjugating enzyme activity
Source: RefSeq, a predicted model, not a curated record
GAGAGACAGACACGCGCAAUGAUAGCCGGAAGCAUCGAUAGGGUGAAAAUAGAAAUCGAUCAAAUUCAGUGUAGUUCGUAAGUGCAAAGCUUCGACGGACUUGCCUUUUCCACGAAAAGUUAGCGCGAUAAAUUACAGACCUCUUGACGUGGCGGUGGAGGAAAUGUUGUGGAGAGAGAAGGCCGUUUCUUUUUUCAAGUUACUUGGUGGGGGUUGAGCUGACGUGUGGAGAAGUUCGAGCUGCCAGAAAAGAGCAGAUAAACAAACAAGCAGGGAGUCAGCUGAGCGCCUGCCUGUCCAAACGGGGGCUAACGUUAACCAGGCGAGACUGGGUAAAUGUCAGCGAGAUCAAAUCGUCGCUAGAGUUUUUGAUCCAUUAAUGGCUAAAAUAGUGUUCUAACGUUGGUGUUUACCCACACGCCAAGUUCAAAGAGUGGCACAAAGAAGAAAAAUACCACGCGAGGACAACAUUAUUUCACUGUGUUCCUGUCGCCUAGCUUGAUAGAACACUGUCAACAACUUGAUAUGUGCCAUUGAUUUGACUGUGCUUGCUUCAGCAGUUAGCAACAAAAGAAACGUAUUGCUUUAUCCCAUUGAAACGGUACAAUAUAGUACAAACGCUGAGUGGAUAGAGAAGUGGGAUAGCCAUGGCCCACCAUUCGACGCCCAGCUCCCAGAAGGCCCUGAUGAUGGAACUCAAGUCCCUGCAGGAUCAGCCGGUGGAGGGCUUCCGCAUCGGCCUGGUGGAGGAGUCAGACCUUUACAACUGGGAGGUGGCCAUCUUUGGCCCCCCUAACACACUGUAUGAGGGAGGCUACUUUAAGUCUCACAUCAAGUUCCCCAUUGACUACCCCUACUCUCCUCCGACCUUCCGUUUUUUAACAAAGAUGUGGCAUCCCAACAUCUAUGAGAACGGCGACGUGUGUAUCUCCAUCCUUCACCCUCCCGUCGACGACCCCCAGAGCGGGGAGCUCCCCUCAGAGAGGUGGAACCCCACUCAGAAUGUCAGGACCAUCUUGCUGAGUGUGAUCUCUCUGCUGAAUGAGCCCAACACCUUCUCCCCGGCCAACGUGGAUGCCUCAGUUAUGUUCCGCAAGUGGAGAGACAGCAAGGGCAAGGACAAGGAGUACGCAGAGAUUAUCAGGAAGCAGGUGGUGUCCACAGUGGCGGAGGCGGAGCGCGAUGGUGUCAAGGUACCCACCACGCUGGCAGAGUACUGCGUCCAGACCCGGGUUCCCUCCCAGGACAGCAGCUCAGACCUACUCUACGACGACCUCUACGACGAUGACAUGGAGGAGGAGGAAGAAGAGGAUGAAGAGGAUGAAGAUAAUGACAUGGAGUCAGGAGGAGAGGCAGGUGGGACAAGUGAAGGAGGAGGCGUCUCUACUCGCUGCUAUGACGACGACCAGGAGGAUUCUGGGAACGAGGACUCUUGAUGAUGAUGAUGAUGAUGGACGCCCUAAAUUGACGCCUUACACCCUGCUACGUCCAAUCCUAGCCUCCCUUCUGAUCCUGUUAAGCUUAGAACAUCCCCUAAGAAUAACACAUGUACUUCGUCUGGUACAUUGAUAGUCAAGUAAUAACUGGACAAAUAGGACACCUCAAUUUGAGUGGAUUCCAAUUAAAGGCGCGUACAACAAUGACAAAUAUUGAAUAUCUCAGCGAAAUAUAAUUUGUGUAGUUAAAAUUAUAUUUUUAGCACAGAUGGAGUCAGAAAUGUUUUAAUUUCUCCUUUUGAAAUGUGACUUUAACGCAUGCUUUUGGUUUCCUUACUCAAUGGUCAUAUAGUCAAAGCCUGCCUCCCUGGUCUGAUAGCUUGAUGGAAAGAAGAUAGUUGUUGAACAUAAACAAAAACAAACAUCCAAACCCCAGGGGAGCUAGUUUGUUGCAAAAUGUGCAGAUAAUCUCUGCCUUUAGGCUAAGAUCAAUUGUAGUAUCUGUUAUUGUCAAUUUAAAAUCUGAACAAAAUUUUAGAACUGGAAAAUGGGCUUAAUCUGUCUGCUCUACGGAACCACCCGGUAUUGCAGUUUCUCUGGUAACGGAGCACACACAAGAAAGAUGCUGCUAAAUGAAAUGUGGUGUUUGUGUUGCUUUACAGCAUUGGGUGCGGUUGCUUUUGUUUAUGUCCAACAACUGUGCUUUUUGUCAUGUCACUAGAUGUAUUUGCUAGAAGAAUGUUCUGGGCUUAAAUCUUAAUUUUUUGGGGUCCACUCUUGGCCCCUUCAUACCAUGUUAAUCUUUCAUUUUGUGUUGUACGUCUGGCUGUCUGGCGCUUUCUCUCAGUCUGUCUUACUGGCUGAAUCUCGGUUUUGUGUGGCAUGCUGUCUUGCUCUGUCAAUGUUUCCCUCUUUCUGUCUCAUCACCCUCACUGCUUUGUCAGCCAGCAACACAACACAAACUCUGCCCUGACCGACUCCACCUUCAACCCACACUUCCUGUUUCACCUCUGAACUCUGAUCCCUGUAGAACUGGGGGGGGUCUUCAUUAGGUACCAAAAUGGACGGAAACAGGGAUGGACUACCAUCUUCAAUUGUCCAGUAAGAAAUGCUAAUUUUUGUUUUCUGUAGCAAAACGUUAUGACUGAGCCUUUAUAAGAUACUGAGAGGAUAUGCCGUCUCGGGCACAGAACCACAGGAGAGUUACAUCCUCCUUCACUCUUUCCAUCCAUCCUUUCCCUGCCGCAGGGCCUCCAUAGACUCUCACUGGGAGAGAACCAGGGAUGUAGUGGAGAAUAAACGCACCUUAACGCCAUCUACGCACCUCUAUAUGUUGUGAAAAGUGUUGUUGGCACUCAUUCAGCGUUUACCCACCUUAUGUCUUUACUACUACAUCCCUGGAGAGGGCUCACUCAAACUGCUCCUCAGCUUGAGCUUGGUAUUGUUUAGAUUAUUUUUUUCUUUUUUGUGGUUGUGUUUACAGAGGGAACUUCAAAUCUCCAACAGCACUAUCGAUCCCCAUGUCUCCUACAUUUUUCACCUCCAUUCAGGGUUUCCUUCUCUUUGUUAUUUCUGUGUUGCCCUGUUCCGUUGGCCAUGCUUCACAAAACUAAACCAGACCAGGUUCUUUGUCGUUCUUGAUAUGCUUUCUUGGAAUUGGCGCAAACUCCUGGAAUUCUAUGCGAGCCAGUCAGGUGGUCAAAAUGGAAAGUGAAAUUGAAUAAGUGGUAUUCUGUAUUUUAAUCAACUAUUUACACAUGCCAAAAGGCAUUAGCCAUUGUUUAUGUUAGUUAGCACGUAUAUAGCUGAAAGAGCACAUUUAGUCAUCAACAACAUGUAUCAGCCAGGAAAGUAGAUUUUGCUAAUUCGUGACUGAGCACAUGCUGCAUUGGUGAUUCAGAGUUACACAUGGAGCACAAUUGCAUUUUUUGGGUGGAAAAAAAUGAUGCUUCUUGGAACUCUGCUGCAAAUACUUGGGUUGUGUAAGUGAGGUGACAUCACAGACAAGUCAACCUAUCAUCUGUGCUCAUUAGGCCUGCAGUUUUCACGUUUCUGUGCGUGUGUGUUUUACCAUGACCCCAUUCAAUGGAACACAGAACCUGUUACACCUCGCAUUCACAAGGAGGUGCUGGCCUGGAUUCUAUGCCAAGGAAAUGUUUCAUGACCACUUCCAGUAACGCCACAACCAUCAGUCAGUUACGGAUAUGUGUGAAAUAUGUCCUGUUUUGAACAACUAUAAGGGAGAGACUUGACAAAUCAGUCUGAGGAAGACUAACAGAAUCAAAAUAAACUUUUCUCCUCCUUUGCUCUGUUGAACUUAUGCCCUCACUGGGGCUGGCUUCAUGUCAAAAAAAUAGUUGACUGAUGGAUCACAAAUAGAUUGUUCUUCUCCUCAGCCACUGGACUUUCAGGGAUAUGAUGUCAACGACCGGGACGAACCAUGUCUCAAUACUCUUUAAAUGGCUUCCUCUCUUCGCCCCCUUUUUCUUCAUGAUCACUGAUAGGUGAAAGGAAUGGAUACAUUUCCACUAGGAAGGAAGCCAUUGAGUAUUGAGACCCAGCGUUCUUAUUCUCACUGACUUUUGCCUUCUGUGUUGACGUGGAGCAGGCAGUUGGAACAGCGUUUACCUGGUCCUGAAUCCUAGAUCAAAAUGACACUCGUUUAGAAGGACCACAUGCUAGGCUGUCAAAAUCUCACUAUUGCGAAGUGUGUGUACCAGUGUUUGAGGAGCUUUUCCCCCUGUGGCUGAAAACGGUCACGUUUGGACAAACUACUUCACUGUUUCCACAGCCAGUGAUAUGGAUGAUGCAGUCCUCCUUUGUUUUGUAGUUUUUCAUUUAAUUAUCUCUUCCUAUCGUGUUGUGAGGAUGCAAAUGUCACCUAUUAAAUUUAUAUUCUAAAAAUGUUGAA